Parnassius apollo (apollo) is the source of this 204-nucleotide messenger RNA. Lineage: Eukaryota; Metazoa; Arthropoda; Insecta; Lepidoptera; Papilionidae. The record is from the annotation of a GenBank genome assembly.
AUGUCGAACAGUCAGAAAUCGAAGUUUUCCGGCGGGGGUAUGGGGUGGUGGGGCAGGCAGUCGCACGCGGGCCGGCGGAGCGUGUGCACGCUGCACGAGAGCGCGGGCGGGGCGUGCGGCGGGGCGGGUGGCGGAGCGGGCGGCGGCGCGUGCAGCGACAGCGACGAACGUGGCUGCGGCCGCGAGCAGUCCACGGCUAGGUAG